Molecule: messenger RNA, 1516 nt
Organism: Phyllotreta striolata
Lineage: Eukaryota; Metazoa; Arthropoda; Insecta; Coleoptera; Chrysomelidae
Source: the annotation of a GenBank genome assembly
UUUACACUGUACAGUUUUAAGGGAAAAAUGCGGGGUAAAUAAUUAAUAAAAAAAAUUAAUUAACAAUUAUAACUUCCCGUCUGAUCUCAUUAAUAAUUCGGUACAUUUUUGAAAAAAUCGAUUUUCUUACAAUAAAGUGGAAAUUAAAAAUCGGUCCUAAUUGUCGGGAGCGCAAUUAAAAAUUUUAGAAUCGUCCCACAUGCAGAUUGUUUUUUUAAUUGCGUAUUGUCCGCAUCGCGAACAAAACUGACGGCUUAACAAAUUAUCGCAGUCAAUUCGAUACGGCAAACAACUCGCUCAAACCGACACCAACAUGAAAUUCUUAAGUUUAGCCCUUCUCGUCGUCCUCGCCUGUGGAAGUGCCCUUGCCGGAGGAAAAACACAUUGCAAGAGUUGCAUCACCAUAGCCGACGUAGGAAAACAGAUCUUAUCAGCAGGAAUAUCCGCUGAGCAUGUGGAGGAUUUGGCCAAUAUGUUCUGUGGGGCAUUCUUCAGUUGGGUGCCCGACAUGGCCAAAGAUUUCUGCCCGAAAUCCAUUAUAUUAGCACACAAUAAAGCCUAUGAAGAAAUCGUGAUCAACGACAGGAAACCGAAGGAAAUCUGUUCGUUAGAGCAAAUCCAGGCAAUAGGAAAAUUCGCCUGCAAAAUGGUGCCCGCAUUUAUACAGAACUUCUGUCCGGCCGUUGUCACCGUGGUGCAUCAGAAUUUGGUGGAGGAAAUCGUGAACAAAAACCGCACGCCGAAAGACGUUUGUGAGGAAGAUGAACUCGAAAUGUUGACUGAAGCUGUUUGCUCUUUAGUGCCUCCAAUCUUCGGAGCCUACUGUUCUAUGACCAUAGAAAGCAUUUUGGAACACUUAAACGACAUAUUUUUAAGACAGAAAAGAACGCCAGAACAAGACGAGUUAGAAGGUGCAACUGAGUUCUUUUGUGCGAUGGUUCCGAAUCAUAUUAGGAACUUCUGCUAUCCAGCAGCGGGACCUAUGUAUCAAACAUUGCGAAACGUGUAUAAAGAAAACAAAGAAAAGUCAUCGGAAGCGAUUUGUCGAUCAUUUAACUUGUGUUAAUUAUAAAUAAAUCGAUUAAUUCUAUCUAUUCACUAUUCUCAAAAACUAAAUUAACAACAUUUUGCUGCAUGGUUACAACCGAAAAUAAUAUUUCUUUUAGUAAUUCUAGAAAUAUACAGAAUGAUUAUAAUAGUAUUGAUCCAUUUAUUUCGUAGAAUAUCUAUGAUAAUUUUUGUCUAAUCCGCUGAAAGUCCACGUCUUUUAUUCGGUAGCUAAUCUAUAUCUAUGAAGUUUAAAUCAGAUUAAAUUAAUUAUAAAGAUAAGUUCCCAGUCGUACAUUUAUAUAAAUAAAGGAUUAAGUCGUACAUUUUAAAGUUAAUACUAAAAUAAAUACAUUAAACCUAACAAGAAUAAAACAUCUAAGCGAUAUUAUAAAUAAAUCAAAUAGCUAUCAGUUCCAAUUUUAUCGAUUCUAAUUCCAUAAAAAUUUAUAACAUAACGAUUAAUGCA